Molecule: messenger RNA, 852 nt
Organism: Cladophialophora bantiana CBS 173.52
Lineage: Eukaryota; Fungi; Ascomycota; Eurotiomycetes; Chaetothyriales; Herpotrichiellaceae
Exons: 4
Coding region: 1-852 (283 amino acids)
Source: RefSeq, a predicted model, not a curated record
AUGUCAGCCACUCCAGAAUACAAUCCCCGACAAUUUUGGAAAUCUCGCGACUUUCAUAAUUCGACCAGACUUUACCUCCAACACUGGCUGGUCCAAAAGACUCUUGGAUAUGUCCUCCAUCCGUCCAUCCCCCAAGAUCGACCACUUCGAGUCGCUGAUUUGGGUUGCGGCAAUGGCGCAUGGAUCAUCGAAGCCAGUCAUGAACUUCCAUCCUCUGCCGAGCUGACAGGGUUCGACAUUGCCGCUCACAACUUUCCAGCGCCCGAGUUUCUUCCUGCCAACGUCAAGUUUUCGGUCCUGGAUGUCAUGACGGGCGAAUGUCCCUCGGAUUUGACGGGGACUUUUGACAUCGUGCAUAUUCGCUUCUUCAACGGCAUUGUCUUGAACAACGAAGCACAACCCUUAAUCGCCACUGUCACCAGGCUCCUCAAGCCCGGUGGAUGGCUUCAAUGGGAGGAAAUGGAUCCUAGCACCCUGGCCACUAUAACCCCACGGCCCGACAUUAACACGACCUACUGCCAGAACCUCAUGGGCCUCAUCCUCAACAUUGGCACAAUGGUCGGAACGAAAUUCGACUGGCUCAAGAGUUUCGAAAACGAGCUGGACACGUUCAAUAACGUUCAAGUCAAACACGUCCCUCUCCCACCGGCGUACCACAAGGCCUGGACCGAGAACUAUCUGAUCCUGUGCGAAGAGAUAGCCGAGCGAAUGCCGCCCGCCAAAAAAGCGGCGCCAAACGUGCCGAUCACGCGAGAAGGCUAUCUGGACAUGUUUGAGAAGGUGCUCGAGGAGGUCAAGAACGGCGUCGCGCUGAAUUCAAAGGACCUCAUUGCCGUGCUGGCGCGUUAUUAG